Messenger RNA from Cryptosporidium ubiquitum, 1419 nucleotides. RefSeq lists its product as uncharacterized. The record is from RefSeq and is a predicted model, not a curated record. Gene Ontology annotation, molecular function: DNA binding. The coding region runs from base 1 to 1419 and encodes 472 amino acids. NCBI's taxonomy places the organism in Eukaryota, Apicomplexa, Conoidasida, Eucoccidiorida, Cryptosporidiidae. The transcript has a single exon. Gene Ontology annotation, biological process: DNA replication; DNA strand elongation involved in DNA replication. Gene Ontology annotation, cellular component: delta DNA polymerase complex.
AUGAAAUUAGAAAAAGAGAUAAAAGGCCUAGAACGGCCAGAAGUGAAUAUUAAGAAUGAGUGUGAACGAUUCAGAUUAAAGGAGUACAGCUUUCCGUACCAGUAUUGCCAUUUAUGUUUUUCUAGAUUUAUGAGUUUGCGCCCAUUUUUGUUGAAAACGAUACAGAAGAAAUGGAAAUGCAAUCUUUCAAUAGAGCAGGUAAAGAGCGAGGAGGAAACUGGGAGCCAUAACCCUAAAGAUAACUCAGUGCCUAUUUUAAAUCAGCUUAAAGAUAUAAAAAUGGAAUCUGAGUGCAUCAUUAUGGGAUUGAUAACUAAAGAGAUGAAAAAUAGAAUUACAAUUUUGGAUGAAUAUCUUCAAGAUAUUGAGGAAUUCGCAAAGAACAAUCAAUUAAGCAAUUACACUAGUGAUGAUGAUAAGCUUUAUAUAGAAGACAGUUCUUCAAGAAUUCCAUUAGUUUUAAAAGAAGAAGUAUUAUCGGUAAGCAGUUUAAUUUCUGGUACUGUGGUAGCAGUAAGAGGAGUACAGAAUUCAGGGGGUGCUUUUUUAGUUUCUGACCUAACUUUUGCGUCUCCUCCUGAAGAAAUCAUUAGAAAAGAGCAUUCCCUAGUGAAAAUUUCUCAACCCACAUAUUUGGGCUUUGUUUCGGGUUUAAAUAUAGGAUCCGACGUUCAGGAUUCAUUGUCUUUGCAAUUAUUUCGUGACUUCAUUAUGGGUAUCUCCUCAUAUAGUGACGAACACAGACUUUUGUCUUCCAGAAUUGCUUACUUAAUUAUUGCAGGAAACACUAUAAGACUUUUAGAUACUGCAAAAGAGACUAGUACUGGUACUGGAACAAAGUUAGUUGUAAAUAAUGAGUUACUUUCUAGCAGACUUGAAAUGAUUGAUUCUUUUAUUUCUCAACUGGCUUCCUCUAUCUCUUUUGCAAUUAUGCCUGGGGAGAAUGAUCCUGUUCCAAUUUCCUUACCUCAACCUCCUUUUCAGCCUUAUAUAUUCAAGAACUCUAAGAGUUAUCAGUCAUUUAAUUCUUUCACCAAUCCUUGUUUAUUCUCUGUAAACGAUAUCAGGGUUACUGGUGUUUCUGGAGAGUGCAUUUCUAAGAUUUCUUUAUUUUCUUCAUAUUCAAAGCCAAUUGAUGCUCUCAAGUUUUGCGUUGAAUCCAGAAAUAUUGCUCCAACAUGUCCUGAUGCAGUGCCUUCUCACCCAUUCUUCGAUAAAGAUCCUUUUUCUCUGGAUUAUAUUGACGAAUCUUUUCCUCAAGUCAUUUUUGCAGGAAAUCAAUUAGAAUUUGAGUCAUAUAAAUUCCCUAAUAAUGGACCAGUAUGCUUCACUAUUCCUGAAUUUUCUAACAACCCUACUUUGGUACUUCUGGAUAUAAACACAUUUGAAUUUAAGACAAUUUCUUUUAAAUUAAAUUAA